Molecule: messenger RNA, 2691 nt
Organism: Anguilla anguilla (European eel)
Lineage: Eukaryota; Metazoa; Chordata; Actinopteri; Anguilliformes; Anguillidae
Gene: cideb
Product: cell death inducing DFFA like effector b
Exons: 5
Coding region: 1651-2301 (216 amino acids)
Biological process (GO): apoptotic process; regulation of apoptotic process
Source: RefSeq, a predicted model, not a curated record
UCAAAUCUCGGGACUGAUAUCUGUGUACCCGGCACUUUAUACGGUUUAUGAUCCUCCAUGAACGCGGUUGGGUGGGAAUAGUGUUAUAGUGAUUACGUCUUUUUGUAGGCAAACUCGGGAGUUACUUCCGCUAUGGGUUCCUUCGUCGUAAAAAGUAAGUUGCUCACAAGUUGCUAUGGGCAUGCGAGCCAGUAUGACAACAAAAGUGGCGAUUGCAAUGCGACCAUUGUUGUAGUUUAAAUAUAGCACCUUGUUAGCAACUUACUUUUUAAAAGCACAUACCAGCUUCGAAAUCCACAGUUGAUGUGUUAAUGGAUUUAAUUUAUCUCGUAGAACAAAAUCACUUAGGCUUACGUUCACCACAGACCUUAUUUUCGGCAGAAAAUGAAAUCCCUAUGAGAAAAAUGCUUUGGAAAUUUGACGAGGGAACCCAUGGCUCGAAAAUGCCAGCUUACUUCCGGGGUUUAGGACUACAAGCUGUAAAUACAUGGCGCUGAUUGGGGCGCCAAAUAAAUGAGGAAAAACGAGCAUGAUUUGAGCAUGUGUGCAGAGAAAUGUUGUUGGUGUUCUUUGAUGAUGUAGCAAUAGUAUCAGCGGUCAGGAGUGCGGGGUUCAUUAGUCAGUCGUCCGCAGUCCAAGUUACUUCCUGCCAGAACGAAGUUUGGCUUUCGACGGAUACUUCCAGGCUAAUGUAACUUGCUAUGUAAAUGGUAAUAUUAUUUGUUAUAACUUUAAAACUGGUUCAUUGGUGACUUGGUCAAAAUAACUCACACGCAACACAAAAUAGGAGAGUAAUGAUGCCGAGGGGGUGGCAAGGUGACUGGCCGUAGGGGACCUGAGUUCCCGGUGGGUUGGUGAGAUGAGAGGAUCACAUUUAUCAACUUACUGGAAUAAAGAGUAGGAAUUUAUUGGUAUUGAAAUGCACAGAAAUAUUUGUGUAAUGUGAGUGAUGAAAUUAGGAAUACAUAGCCCAUAUAAGGAAAUACAGCUGUUAGUGAUGUGGCUGAGUGAACAAGCAGGCAACAGUUCCCACUAAAUUUUUUUAUUUAUUUAUUUAUUUAUUUAGGAUGCCCAUUAGCAAUACACAGUGUGCAAAUUAAAUUGGACAAGAUAGUGAGAACAAGCAAUGCGCACUACAGGGCGUUACUGAUACGCCAGUGUUUGAGUCCUUCAGGGAUGGGGGAGUGCGUUGCUCAUGCUAACUGUAAUCUCUGAUUCUGCUUAGGAGCCAAGAUGUCCUUCACUCUAAACCACACCCCACUGGCUGUCGAAACAUUAUUUGUUUCACACUCCAUUGCUUUCUAAAUAAGUCCUUCAUUUUAUUUUUAAAAUACUCAUGUACAGCCAUAAAUACUUAUGUAAAUAAGUAUAAAUGCUUAUGUACAGCUAGUCAGCAAGGAAAGAAAUGUGUUAAAUAUUUCUUCAUUCUGUAAAGACUGUUUUGACAGGAAGUGGGGAAGGUGGAAGGGGAUGAAUAGGAAGGACUUUGCCCAACGUUAUCUGCCUCUGAAUGAUCACACAAGCCUGACUAAAGUCCUGUCUGAGUUCUGGUCUUUCGCUGGUUAGUUAGAAGCAAAUCAUCCACCAACAGUAACUAAAGAGAAAAGAAACAGACCGAAAGAGGACAAGCACUUCAUCAGAGGCUUGGGAAUGGAGACAACUUCAUCACUGAUAAAGUCAGUCUCGAGGAGGGUGUGGUCAGCCCCCCAGAGGCCCUUCAGAGCAUGCUCCUGUGACAGAGCCACGAGGAAGGGCGUUACUGCGGGAACGCUGCAGGAGCUGAAAGAGAGGGUUGCACAUGCCCUGCUGCUCUCCUCCAUGUCGCUCAGUCUGGUCUGUGAGGAGGACGGGACGGAGGUGGAGUCAGAGGACUUCCUCCUCAGCCUGCCUGAUAACACUGUCCUGAUGGGCCUGGAGCCCGGACAAACAUGGACCCCAUCACAUAAAUCUCAGGGGGGUGGAGUCUUGUUCUCCUCCACCAAUAAGAAGCCCCGUACAGGGCGUGACAUUGCAAGAGUGACCUUUGACUUCUACCGGCUGAACCCGCGCGACGUGUUCGGCUCCCUGAGUGUAAAGGCCACCUUCCAGGGCCUCUACUCCAUCAGCGCCGACUUCAAAUGCCUGGGACCCAAAAAAGUGCUGAGGGAAGCUCUGCGUGUGGCCUCCUCGUUGCUACAGGCUGUUGGUCACAUGCUGAUCACAUCGGCCUCUGUGAUUCGCCGCAUCAUCGAGGGGGCGGAACACUGGCAGCCCCACCCUUCCCCAGAGGGCUCCGCCUACCUUUCAGGACACUGGGACUGAGCCAGCCCCCACUAACCCCCCCCCCCCCCUUUCAGAUAGAGGGAAAUGUCUCAACCCUGAGCUCCACCCCUGUAGGUGUGGCUCCCUCCAUGCUAGCCUUCCUCAGUGUGUGAUCUUCACUUAUCUGUUGGGAUCGAGGUGUCAGUCAAGGCCUUAUAAAACCUUACAGAGCACAUGUUGUUCCGUACAUUUCAUGCUCAGAUGCAUGCUUGCAUUAAUGAGAAUUGCAUCUGUGAGGGAAUUACACAUCGCCGUACAAAUACUACCCCCAAUUCUGUACCCGAUUACAGCUGAAACAUAAUUUAUUAUCAGCUGAUUGCGCAUAAUUAUUGAUGUGAAAUGCUCCUGAACUCAUUGUUGCUUGUCUUAUAAAACUGUAAAUACACUGUU